Xyrauchen texanus (razorback sucker) is the source of this 2912-nucleotide messenger RNA. Its product is annotated as serine/threonine-protein kinase TBK1-like. Lineage: Eukaryota; Metazoa; Chordata; Actinopteri; Cypriniformes; Catostomidae. Gene Ontology annotation, biological process: peptidyl-serine phosphorylation. Bases 138 to 1955 code for a protein of 605 amino acids. Gene Ontology annotation, molecular function: ATP binding; protein serine/threonine kinase activity. The transcript has 18 exons. Gene Ontology annotation, cellular component: cytoplasm. The record is from RefSeq and is a predicted model, not a curated record.
UCAAACACACGUCAUAAGGUGCUGGUGAUGGAGUACUGUCCCUGCGGCAGUUUAUAUACAGUGCUAGAAGAACCAACAAAUGCUUACGGGCUCCGGAGGACUAAUUUCUGAUUGUUCUACAGGAUGUUGUUGCAGGAAUGAAUCAUUUGAGAGAGUACGGAAUCGUUCAUCGAGACAUCAAACCCGGAAACAUCAUGCGAGUGAUCGGAGAAGACGGGCAAUCCGUCUAUAAACUGACCGACUUUGGAGCGGCGCGUGAGCUGGAAGAUGAUGAGCAGUUUGUGUCGCUCUAUGGCACAGAGGAAUAUCUGCAUCCUGACAUGUAUGAACGUGCAGUUCUGAGGAAAGAUCAUCAGAAGAAAUAUGGAGCCACGGUGGACUUGUGGAGUAUCGGAGUGACGUUUUAUCAUGCCGCCAUCGGCAGUCUUCCGUUCAGACCAUUUGAAGGGCCACGCAGAAACAAAGAAGUGAUGUAUAAAAUCAUCACAGAGAAGCCGUCAGGUGCGAUCUCGGGACAUCAGAAGUUCGAGAAUGGAAAGAUCGAGUGGAGCACUGAGAUGCCCAUUUCCUGCAGCCUGUCAAAGGGUCUUCAGAGUCUUCUCACUCCCGUGUUGGCGAACAUUCUGGAAGCGGAUCAGGAGAAGUGUUGGGGAUUUGACCAGUUCUUUGCAGAAACCAGUGAUAUUUUACACCGUAUCGUGAUCUAUGUGUUCAGUCUGCAGCAAGCCACGCUUCACCACAUCUACAUCCACACAUACAACACAGCCAGUCUCUUUCAAGAGCUUCUCUUCAGACGGACCAACAUAACGCCAUCCCAUCAGGACUUCCUGUAUGAGGGCAGACGCCUGAUCCUUGACCCAAACCGACAAGCUCAGAACUUCCCCAAGACCAGCCGAGACAACCCGCUCAUGCUGCUCAGCAGAGACCCCGUCAACACCGUCGGACUGAUGUUUGACGACCCGAGUCCUCCUAAAGUUCAGCCGCGCUACGAUCUGGAUUUAGAUGCCAGCUAUGCCAAGACGUUUGCAGGUGAUGUGGGGUACCUGUGGAAGACGUCUGAUUCUCUGCUGCUGUAUCAGGAGCUGGUGAGGAAGGGCGCUCGAGGAUUAAACGAGAUGAUCCGGGACGAGUACAGCGAGACGGCACACAAGAAGACGACGGUGAUUCUCGUGUGUAGUUACUGCAGUCAAACGCUGGAGAAAGCCGAACAACUGUGUGAGGUUCUGAUGCAGGGCAACAUGCUGUCGGCAGAAUAUGAUGAAAUCAGAGACAUGAGGAAGAAGGUGAUGAGGCUGUCGAGUUCUCUGAACUCAAUGGAGCAGACGCUGCAGGACAUCAGCGGCAUGUUCCUGUCGGGAGGAACUCUCACAGACACGUGGACGCAACAAGUGGGAACACACCCAGAGGACAGGAAUGUGGAGAAGAUUAAAGUUCUGCUGGACGCCAUCAGCGCCGUUUACCAACAGUUCAAGAAGGACAAAGCCGAGAGACGUUUGCCUUAUAAUGAAGAGCAGAUUCACAAGUUUGACAAACAAAAGCUCGUUUUUCACGCCACCAAAGCACGAACGCUCUUCACAGACGAGUGUGCCAUGAAAUAUCGCCUCUUCAUCUCCAAGAGUGAAGAAUGGAUGAAGAAGGUUCAUCAUGUGAGGAAACACCUCGUCUCUCUGAGCACUCAGUUCAACAGCAUCGAACAGGAAGUGACUGUGCUCACCCAGCGCGUCAAUAAGUUGUUGGAGCAGUUACCUCAGAAGAUGAUGCCCAUGACGUCAGGUGGCCUCAAAUCGCAGGCGUAUCUCAGUCCCAGCACACUGGUGGAGAUGACACUUGGGAUGAAGAAACUCAAGGAAGAGAUGGAGGGUGUCGUGAAAGAGUUAGCAGAGAAUAACCUGUUCCUGGAGAGGUUUGGCACUUUGACGGUUGAUGGAGGAAUCAGAAAUGUGGAUCGCAUGUGACGCGUUCAUCUGCACUAACUCUCUUUCUCGGAUCAUGACGGACAUUAUGAAAGAUUGCGAUGCUAACGUCUAUUAGCUCUGUAAUCUUGUACAUAUGCAUAGAAUGUAAAUACACAACCUUAAAUCUCUUUAUUUCAGUUCAGCUUUUACUUUUUAGAUUCUUCUGUACAUCAAACUUAAGUUGAUAACAAGCAUAAAUAAUACAUUUUCUGUUCUUACUCUUCAUGAAAGUGAAAAGUUGCUAUAAGUAAUUUACUCAUGGAAAGGUAUACAAAAUAAAAGUCCUUCUCCCUGAAAGCUAUGACUGAAAUAAGUGUGGUGAGAUAUCUAUCCGGUCUCUGUGACAUCACUAGACUCUGUAAACAACAAACAAAAAUGUGUCUGCGGUCUCUGACGCUUUCGACCUGUCAAUCAUGUCGCUCGUUCUCAUAGUAUUGUAGCUGUAGUGAAUUAUUGAGGCUUAACACCGUUUUUAUGCCAUGUUGUUCAUAACAGUUGCCAGUAGAGGGCGCUGUUGUGUUUAACAGCCAUUUUUGCACAUGUCAGUCUCAAUGAAGCUCAUUUGGUAUCUUCAGAGGGCGGGGUUUUGGAGAAAGGGGUGUGGCUAACUCAACAGCUCAGUUUGGGGAAAUUCGAGAAUGGCUAAAAUCGCUAACAGCACCUUUAAACUUGUUCUAGUUUCAUCAGUUCUGCUCUGAGGUUUCUCUUCAGCAAAUGGAACAUUCACUCCUGUUCUGUCUUUGUUGUCAUGAAGUUACAAUAUCACUGUAAUGUUUCAUUAAUCUUCAAACUUGUAACAUAUUCAUGAUGGACAUGGUGUUCCAUUAGCUCCAUCAAUGUAAAAGAAAAUGCUUUAUCUAAUUAUAAACUUUGUUUCUAUAAAUGGGAAGUAAACUAAAUAUGACUUCUGAAAAAAGCUUAUGAUUUCUUUCGUUUUCUUUCUCUAGUCUUGUUUAC